AUGCCCGGACUUCCCAGCUCCCAGCUCCCAGAUGCAUUUAUGCCCGUUGUGCGGCUGCGUGAGCUGGGGCUGGCUCCGACGGUCGGUCGUGGCUCGGGCCCGGACAUCGUCGUUGUGCCGCAUUCUCGGGGCCGCAAGGCAAUUAAUAUUCGCAUUCGCAUUCAGGGACGUCGAGAGCCUGAAAUCUCUGACUCGGUGACUGAAAAAAAAAGUAAACCGAAAAAUAACAUAAAACGUAAAUCAACUCAAGGCAGACGACGUCCCAGUCACAGCCAGAGCCAGUCACGACCGCUAGCCACUGCCACUGACACACGCAACACACAACACACAAUAACAACAACAACAACAACAACAACAACAACAACAACAACAACAACAACCACAACAAAUACACAGGAAAAUCGGCUAAAGCUGCGGAUGCGGAUACGGAUGCAGAUGCGGAUCAACUUCCCAAUGGCCAAUUUCAGCAAUCGCAGUUACUACUACUACUACUACUGGAGCGGAGGAAACUAA
Messenger RNA from Drosophila kikkawai, 513 nucleotides. The record is from RefSeq and is a predicted model, not a curated record. Lineage: Eukaryota; Metazoa; Arthropoda; Insecta; Diptera; Drosophilidae.